GCUGGGGGCUGUGCACUCAGUGGCUAUUCAGGCUUAGCCAGCCUCCACCUCUGUGUAUGAAGCCCAGGGCUGUAAAGGUGAACAGCCCAGUCACACAUCAGAGCACAGAAGGAACAUGAGUCGAUACCCAGUGGAAGCUAAAGCUAUUGGACUUGUCCAGCAUGGGAGGCAAAAGCUGUACAUGUUCUGCAUUCUGUGGUCUGAUCGCAAUAAUAUCCGUAUAUACAGAACAUAUGACAAUUUUAAGGAUCUUUCCAAGCUGCUUACAAAAAUUUUUCCACUGGAGGCCGGGCUGGUGAAUAAAUCUGACAGAGUUCUUCCCAUUCUUAAAGAUGUCCUGGUGCUGUUCCGGACCAGAUUUUCUGCACGUUUCCUGGAAAGGCUUCGUCUUUUAGAGGUUUACUCCCAGGAGCUCCUUCAGACAGACUCCAAGAUUUCCAAGUGUGAGGACGUGAUCCAGUUUUUCUCUCCAAACAACCAGGAUCUGACGCCCUCUUUCCCUGAAGACAGCCUGGUGAUAUUGCCACCAGAAAAUGACCAAGGGCAGAAGAAGAUGACCUGCCCUCCGAAGGUAUCCCAGCCCACAACACAGCCCAUCAUAUCUGAGACGUACCUUUGCAUCGACACCUUUGAAACCAAAGACACCAAGAACAGGCCAUUCAAGGUCAAGAAGAACGAAAGCCUUGAUGUCCUCAUCAAAGAUUCGACUGGCUGGUGGCUGGUGGAGAAUGAAGAGAAAUGUUUGGCAUGGUUUCCGGCUCCAUACCUGAUAAAGUCAGAGCCUUUAAAUAGUGACGCGAGGAGGACGUCAUGCAGCCGUGGUACAUUUUACUAUGCGGAGAAGGCUUUCGAGGCCCAGAACUCAGAUGAGAUCUCUCUUUCAGUUGGGGUUGUUGUGGAAGUGAUUGAGGAGUCUGACAUUGGGUGGUGGCUUAUCUGUUACAACGGAAGAUUUGGCUACGUUCCGGCAAUGUUCCUCAAGCCGUACAAAAAUCCUCACCAGAACUUGCAGGUUACCUUCAACCAGGAUAGAUUUGGCUCCAGUUCGAAUCUGUUCAAGGCUGUAAGCAAUCUAGAUAUCAGUAAUGGUCUCGCCCUGGACCAAAAUGGGACCAGGGAGGCCGACAACCGUAGGGCCCGACUCCGCAGAAUGAAGUCUAGAUCUUUGACUGGUCUUGAAGACUUAUCUGAUUUAUCUGCUCAGAAUUUCAGCAAGUCCAGAAGAGAAGACAAGGUUUAUGUGGAGAGGAGCAAGGAAGACACUGGGGAUUUGAGACCUCCUUCAGCAGCAGAAAAGCCUGUGGGCCUGCACACACAGUACGUACUGCAUGAUUGCCACGGCUUGUGUACAGAAGAUGGGAUAGGGAGCCGAGCUGAUCUCAUGGAUGGAAAAAAGAGGGCAGAUUCCGGAUUCGAUUCAAUACAUUCAUCGCCACGAAUUUCAGUUUCUUCAGAUAAUGGCGGCUCUUCGCCACCCCCUGUGCCCCAGAGGCCUUCGCUGCAGGAGAUACACUCUCGAUGCACCACCAUAACCAGGAAGGCUGUGAUACAGCAAAAUGUCUAAACCUUUGCUAAGGAAUGAAACCAGGAACCCUACUUUCCAUCUCUCACAGCUUUAGAACAGUCCCCCUCCUUCCAUCUAUGGAGAUAAAUGGUGUAAUAGAACUGUUUUGCCUUAGUUUGGAUCUAAUAGGAAGGGUAGAGGCCUCAAAUAAGUUCAAGUGACAACCACUUUCCCGGCUCAAAUUUGUAGUAUUUGUAGGAUGAGCCAUAUAUUUAGGUGUGUUCCGCCUUAAUCCUGUGUAACAAUAUGGGGUAAUUAGCUGGGUAGAGGGUUGUUUUGGUGCAGUGUUUAGGAGCUAAGUCAUACUCCACGCACAACGUAAAUAAAUGAAACAGUGCUUUACUGUCAGCAUAAAUUCAGGAACAAAAAUAAUAAACAACUAGCCCAUACAGGGCAACUAACUCACUUCUUGACCCCUCUCUAUAGAUGAGCAUCUAAUCUGCAAACCUAACACAAAGUCUCUCACAAAAGUCUCACACUCCGCUUCCUGCAGAGUAAGACAGGUAUAGUUAGCCUAGCCUGGCCUGGCUUGACUGCCACAUUUGCUCAUACGUAUUCAGUCCCGGCUUCCUUGCAGGUGAUAUAGGCUCCGGCCUACUCACAAUCAGGCUCACUGUCUGCUAAUGUACUGUACAUCAUCUUCAGUUGAGUUUGAAUGGGUAGGACAUGUGCAGACUCUCCUGUAAGCUGUCCUACUUAGUAAAUACUGUAUGUAUUCAUAAUUAAAAAAUAAAUGAAAUGUAAUAGCUCAUGUCUUAUUUUAGUAUUAUUAUAAACUUCCAAAUCGUCAAAAUGAGUGCUUAUAAUCAAACAAUUAAAAUAAUAACAUUGGAUUGCAGGGAUAGCCAAUGCUGUUGUGCCCUGGGACCCCCUAGCUGAACCACACAGACAUCACUAGCUCUCCCUCUUGUGCAGCAGUAGAACCAGGCUGCCAGAAUGUGAGUAGGCAGAGACACAGGAGUAUCAGGUUUCAUGAGAUAUGGAUGGAGCUUCCCAGAGGGAUAGGAAGGGGGAGCUGUAAGUGACCCAGGAAUCCCAGUUUCUCCUCUUUCCCAUCUGGGUGUCAGGGUCCUGUAUAACCUGUUAUCUAAUGUGAGCAUUCUAGUCUAGAAACAGACACACAGUCCUCCUGUGUCCAGUGCCAGUGUGUAAGUAGUAUAGAGGCUGCUGCUAUUGCCUUUUUGCAAGUUAAAGUAUAGAUUUUAUUUUUGUAUGUGUAUUUUAAGGUUAUUUAAGAUGUCUUUGUUCCACUACAAGAAAAUGCUAUGAAAUACAGUGCCCAUGCAUUAUUAAACUAUUAGUUUAAUCUAAUAUACACCAUUGGUCUAUAUUUAAUAUACACAAUCCAUACCUCCCUCCAUGACCCAUUCCAGGAGGGACAAAAUGCUCUCUACCUGGACUUCCUUCUUAAUUUCUAAUUGCAAUCAUCUCUGUUAAAAUACUUUUCUUAUCAGUUAUAUAGUUCAACACAGGUGGCGUUAAUCAUAUAUUAAGAAGGAA
This is a messenger RNA of Pseudophryne corroboree (corroboree frog), 3064 nucleotides long. Its product is annotated as NADPH oxidase organizer 1-like. Bases 116 to 1564 code for a protein of 482 amino acids. NCBI's taxonomy places the organism in Eukaryota, Metazoa, Chordata, Amphibia, Anura, Myobatrachidae. Gene Ontology annotation, molecular function: phosphatidylinositol binding; protein binding; superoxide-generating NADPH oxidase activator activity. The record is from RefSeq and is a predicted model, not a curated record. Gene Ontology annotation, cellular component: cytoplasm. Gene Ontology annotation, biological process: superoxide anion generation. The transcript is spliced from 8 exons.